AUGGCAGGUGAUGCGGAAAAAUCUACUGGCCGAGGGGUUUGGAUACGACUGCGUCAUGUUACAGGGUUUCAAAUCUGGGCGGGUACUGCCCACUUCACGCCAGGCUGCACACAGCCACAACACGCUAAAGAAGUUCACGAACAUCUGGCCGGCUUGCCGCCUACAUCACUUCCGGUGCUGUUCUCCUGCGACUUGAAUGCUGAGAUUGCAUGGGGGUUUGACGAGGAUGGGAUCUGUAGAGCCUUGGGUAACAAUGGUAAGACGGAAGAUUUCCUCGGACAGUCCUUGCACAGGAACCUUCAGCCGAUACCGCCAAGGCCACAGGACUUCACUACGCCGACAAGCCGGCCGAGGCAGGCGCAUCGGGAGGGCCGACAGAUCGAUUGCAUUCUGGCAUCCAAGGGGGUGGCGAAACGGGUACACAUUCACAAAGACUCCUACAUGGCGGUUGGGACUGAUCAUGAGCUUCUCUCUACGGAAGUUGCCAUUCAUGGGAGCCGACAGGGGACUCUGCACAGUACGCUGCCAAGGGUUUGGAUCUCGGGACCGCCUCGCAUAUCUCAGGUUACGCACUCGAUCCUGGUUGACCUCGCCAAGACGACGACCAAGCCCAGACCCGGGCACGCCUACAAGGACCCGGCACAAGUGAAGGAGGCUUUUUCUAGGGCUAGGGGUGACAAGCUACCGGCUUCCUGGACUGCUGCACGUAACCUGCGCAAGAAGGCACGGCGGCACUGGGAACAGGAAAGGUUGCAACGAGCCACUGCGGGCGACUGGGCUGUUGUCCGCCAGCUGAGGCCUACGAAGCACAGGGGGUGGGACGCAACCUUUGCUGAGGCACAGAACGGGAAGGACCCUCAUCAGGUCGUCCACGAGCACCUUGAGAGCAUUUACACAACGGGGCUCGUCGUCCCUCCCCUGCCUGCCUGGGAAGGGGAGGUUGUGCCCUUCACUGAGGACGAACUGCGUUGGGCCCUGAGCAGAGGCAAACCGAAUAAGGCUGUUGGGGUGGAUGGUACUAGCCAUGAGCUGCUUCAAGGGGUUGCAAACACACCAGGAGGAUUCGAAGCUCUGCUUGCCUUUUACAACGAGAUCUACGCUCAUGCCUCCAUACCUCAGGACUGGAAUGUGGCUUUGAUGAUUGUCAUACCUAAGGAAGAGGCACCGGUUGAACCUGCGUCCCUCAGGCCGCUGGCCAUGGGGAGCGCGGCAUCCAAGGUUUACAGCCGACUGCUUUUGGGACGCACAGUGCCAUGGCUUCAAGCAGGGGAGGGCGCACAAUGCAGUGGGGAAGGGAAGCAACCGGCGGAGUAUGUCUUUGGGAUGUCCAGGGUGAUGGAACUGGAAGCAGAGUGGCACAAAGGGCUGGUUGCAGCUAAGAUUGACAUACGCAAAGCUUUCGACAUGCUGCACAGGCCGGCGCUUCUUUCUCGAUUGAAGCAAGCCAUAGGGGAUGGCCCAACCUUCCGCAGCUGGCAGGCAAUGCUGGCUGACACAACGGCUGUACUACAAACCAGCUGGGGAUGUUCACGCCUCCAGCUGGACAGGGGUAUUAGGCAAGGGUCUGUGGAAUCUCCCAUCUUGUUUGGCUGGUUGGCGGCUCUCAUCCUACGUGAUGUCAAAUGCAAGCAUGCCUGGCAGGACCGACACCGGGUAUUCGACCAGUUGGAGUGCCAGGACCUGCUGUUCAUGGACGAUGGACUGCUGUGGGCCCACACCAGUAAGGAAGUCUCUAGACGCCUUGAGGAAUGGGCUGCUGAACUUGCAGUGCAUGGCCUCAAGCUGAACCCCGCGAAAUGCAAGGCCUACUUUUCCCCCUAUUGUGUGAGCCAGUCGCCGGUCUCGGUGAAUGGCAACCUCGUCCCCCAGGUUGAAACACUGGAGGUUAUGGGCGUUCCUUUCAGGGUUGGGGCCUCGGCGUCCGAGCUCCUGGCGCCCUUCCUGGCCCGGGGGCGCGAUAAAUUCUGGUCGCUAAAACACCUACUGCGAGCCCGCACUCCGCUCACAGGCAGAAUCCUCUUGCUGGACAAGAUCAUCGGUGGCACUUCGUUGUGGUGCCUGAGCGCUUUGGCGCCAGACGCAUCGGCCUUGGCCUUACUCAACAGCAUGCAACUUCAGUGCGUGGUCUGGGCAAUGAGGCGCGCAGUGCUGACAUUCCUAAGCCACGACCGCGCACUCUUUCAUCGGUGCCUCCUGAUGUGGGGCUUUCUUUUUGUGCUGGCCGCUUGGCGUGCUGCGGAUGCCGCGGUGAACGCCGAGGCCGGCGACCUCGCAGCUUUGGAGUAUGACAACGACACGACCCACGGCUUCGACUUUGACACCCUCCAGCAGCGGGACCUCAUGGCCAUGCCCGACGGCCCCCACCGGGAGUCCGACCCUGAUAUGGCAGUCACCCAGGAACACCCUGAUGAUGCACCCCCGCAUGAGAUCGUGGAGUUGACGAAGGAGCCGGAGCACGAUGGCACCAACCUCAUGCAAGCCGGUGCCACCAACCCUAUUCACACAGGGGAACGAGCCAGCUGGGAAGUCAUGUUGGCCAACCUGCAGCACGACCUUGAGAUGCUGCCGAAGCCUCAACGUGCUGAGGCGACUGUGCAGUUGUUGCGCUGGCUUGACUAUCGAGCCACGGAUAAGGAGCAGGGCUACUUCUUGGGACACAUGAAGGGAAGAACGGCUGAUCUGACGGCUUUGCUGGUGGCAGCGCUGGAUGACACUGGGGUUGAUGCCUCAACCGUCACUGGCCCCUGGUGCUCGUCAUGGGUGCUCGAGACCCGGCGAAGGCUGAUGGAGUUUAUUCCAUGCCAUGAAGGAUCCCAUGAAAGCUGGGGGAAACCAAUGGAAAAGGGGAUGCCUUGCAUUAUGCUGUUUGGACGGCCGCCGCCGACGAACACGCCACCUUCCUCGCCGGGGCUCAGCGCGGUGGUGGACCUUGAGGAGGAACAGCAGCAUGGGCAACCCAGCAAGCGACGCUGCUUGGCGGUCGAACUCAGUUCGGGAUCCGGAGACGCUCCCAGGCUCUCCCGGACGAUACUCAUGCCCUUCCCAGGUGACGAUUGCAGUUUUCAGGUGAACGUCAGGGUGGAAGAGACGGACGAAAGUGAAGCUGCCACAGACUCGCCGAACCUCGUGGGCUUCAGAUUGCCGGAGCCGGCGCCCGGCGACUUGGCAGCCUCGGGGAUCUCCAUGAGUGACUUCAUGGGACUGUGGACGGGGUGGAGGUCUGGGUCCAUCACCUAUGCAGAUGUUGCCAGGGUGUACGGCGACUGCGCGGCCCAGUUGGUCCAAGGACUCUGGGCUGACCUACCCUCCGAAGCCUACCUGAACCCCUCGCCUUUCCCGCUGCAGCAGCAGACCCAGGAUGUGGACAGCACUCAAACGCGGGGAGUGCAUGCAACGCAGGGACAAGGCCUUGAUGGACCUACACCAGAGUCGCACACCAACCCGAUGCCGGACUCCACCAAGGACGCUUCGGAUGACGAGGGGGCCCUCCUGACUGUCGUGAUGCGGGUGCUGCCGGUCCUACGAGCUCUCGCCCCUGAGGUGCCAGUGGUCUGUCAGAUGACGACUGUCCAGUUGGCUGCCAGCUGGAUUCGGCGACUCCGACAACAAGGACUUGCGAAUGUCGAGAUCACCAGCUGCCUCCUCAACUUCGCCCAGGCACGAGCGAACAGAGACUACAUGUUGGACUGGGAGGACAUCCUGUUGGAGUUGGACCUCGAGGACGUACCCCGUGCGGUGGGGGACAUGCUACAGUGGGUGGAAGCGGAGAUGUGGGAGGACUACGUGGACAGAUUGGAAGGACUGGUGGGCUGGGAGUCGCAACAGGUCUCUGACGCCCGAGGGGUUGCCAAUAUGCCGGAGAAUGUCCGCCGGGAGUGGAGGCAACGGGCUGAAAGGGGUGACUUUGACCUGGACUUCACGGUGCAGGCAGUUGGCCGCCGAGUUCGCCCCCGACGAGCACAAGGACGGGAUGAGGAAGAAGGCCUGGAGAGCGACGCCCAGUCGCUCAUGGAACGGCCGCGUCGGCGAGGGGACCGGAGGGACGACAGCAGGAGCCCGCCGGGGCGCCAGGGGGAGCUCGAGAAGAGGGGUGGACACGGAGGAGGAACGAACGAGGUCACGCCCCCCGGGUAA
This is a messenger RNA of Symbiodinium sp. CCMP2456, 4134 nucleotides long. NCBI's taxonomy places the organism in Eukaryota, Dinophyceae, Suessiales, Symbiodiniaceae. The record is from the annotation of a GenBank genome assembly.